Molecule: messenger RNA, 878 nt
Organism: Sphaeroforma arctica JP610
Lineage: Eukaryota; Ichthyosporea; Ichthyophonida
Exons: 7
Biological process (GO): organic phosphonate catabolic process
Molecular function (GO): 2-aminoethylphosphonate:pyruvate transaminase activity
Source: RefSeq, a predicted model, not a curated record
GCGCCGGUACCUUUGCCAUUGAGAGUGUCAUAUCUUCUGCCGUCCCGCGUGGGGGUAAGUUCGUGAUCUUCAGUAACGGGUCGUAUGGGGAUCGUAUGCAGAGUGUGGCCGAUUGCUACGGUUUGGAUGUUGUGUUUGAACGCUUUGACGAGAAAACGCCGGUGGAUCUGGCGCGUGUCAGAGAGGUAUUGGAAGAUAAUAAGGAUGCCGCACUGGUCGCAACGGUGCACAGUGAAACGAGUAGUGGACUAAUUAACGACGUGUCGGGAUUGGGUGCUGUCGUAAAAGAAGUCCUCCCCGCCGAAGCCAAAUACUUUGUCGACGCCAUGAGCAGUUUUGGCGGCAUUCCCCUGGAUAUGAGGGAAGCCAACAUAGACUUCCUCGUGAGUUCGGCUAACAAGUGCUUGGAAGGCGUUCCCGGCUUCUCGUAUGUCAUCUGCACACGAGAAGCGCUGGAGAGUUGCAAGGGCAACGGGCGCACGGUCAGUCUGGAUCUGUUCAACCAGAACAAAGGACUGGACGCCAAUGGACAGUUCAGAUUCACACCCGCUACCCACGCAAUGUGUGCUUUCAAUGAAGCGCUGGCUGAGUUUGACGCAGAAGGGGGCAUUGAGGCCCGCUACAACCGAUACAGAACGAACAAUACCAUUGUUCUAGAGGGCAUGCGAGCUCUGGGGUUCAAAUCUUUCCUAAAGGACGAAGAUCAAGGUCCCUUCAUCACGUCGUUCCUAUACCCUGACCACCCCAACUUCGAUUUCAACGAGUUCUAUGAGAAGCUAAACGCCAAGGACCUAUGCAUCUACCCUGGCAAGACUAUUCAAUUUAUAUCUGCAGCUACACUGGCGGUGUAUUUGUAUUGCACUCUCCGCAUCCUCUAA